This is a messenger RNA of Drosophila bipectinata, 2977 nucleotides long. It is a transcript of the gene Hmt-1, whose product is annotated as ABC transporter ATP-binding protein/permease Hmt-1. Gene Ontology annotation, cellular component: vacuolar membrane. Gene Ontology annotation, biological process: heme transport; transmembrane transport. Lineage: Eukaryota; Metazoa; Arthropoda; Insecta; Diptera; Drosophilidae. The record is from RefSeq and is a predicted model, not a curated record. Gene Ontology annotation, molecular function: ATP hydrolysis activity; heme binding; ATP binding.
ACAAGUAAAUAAAUAACAACACAAAAAAAAAAAAAUUGUCGAGGUGCGAUCUUGUUGCCGGAGUUUUAAAUCGUUAAUUGAUUUAAUUAGUUAUCCGGUUUCAUCUGGGCCCUUAAGUGCGGGAAUAAGGCCUCAGAAUGUUGUACUGCCCGCCCAACGUGACUCUCAGUGAGGUCUGGACAAAGCAUGGCAUCUCCCACUGCUUCAUGGACACCGUGGGUCCGGCAGUCUAUGGCGGAUUUCUUGUGCUCUUUGGCUGCAUUCAGCUCUUGAUGUACAGGAAGUAUGCCACCCGUAUCACGGAUCCCACUCAGUUUUCCAGAUCGCGCCUGUAUGCCGUGCAACUCUUCCUCCUGCUCUUUCUUCCUGUCGUGGCGUUGCUUCGCUUCUUCCUGAAUGCUCGAAUAUAUCCGGACAGUGUCGUCUAUGGUUACAUGAUCUUUUCAACCUGCGUUGUGUGCGUCUCCUACCCGUUUAGUAUAUGUUUGAUCCUAAAAGAACGCUUCUAUCAGCUUCCUUCAGUACCCACUCGUGGGCAUGGCCUCAUUCUUUUACUCUUUUGGACGCUGGCUUUCAUCAACGAGUCACUGGCGUUUAUAAACCUUCGCCACGAGGACUGGUGGUUCCAUCUGAAAUCCAACAAAGAUGCCAUUGAAAUGGGACUGUUCGUUACCCGCUUCUUUUGCUCCCUGCUCAUAUUUGUUUUGGGUCUCAAGGCGCCUGGAAUUAUGGCUCCGUAUAACCCGCACCAAAGGCUAGACGACUCCUCCAGCGAAUCCCAAGGAGCAACGCCUACAGGUUCUGCUUUUAGGAAUGGUUGGCGCAAACUGCGGACAUUGUUUCCCUACCUAUGGCCCAAAAAGGAUCUGGCCUUGCAGCUGGCGGUAAUUGUGUGCAUUAUACUGCUGAUUGCGGGACGAGUCAUAAAGCUGUUUUUGCCCAUUUAUCGCAAGAAGUUGGUGGACAGUUUGACCAUUGCACCCAUUAUCUUCCGCUGGGACUUUGUGCUUAUCUAUGUGGCGCUAUCCUUUCUUCAAGGGGGUGGCACUGGCAGCAUGGGACUGUUUAACAAUCUGCGCACUUUCCUCUGGAUACGUGUACAGCAGUACACUACCCGAGAGAUCGAGAUUGAGCUGUUCAGGCAUCUGCAUCAGCUGUCUUUGAGGUGGCACUUGCACCGGAAGACCGGAGAAGUGCUACGAGUCAUGGAUCGUGGCACGGAUUCCAUCAACAACUUGCUUAAUUACAUAGUCUUCUCCAUAACUCCCACAAUCCUGGAUCUUCUGGUGGCUGUGGCUUUCUUUAUAUACGCAUUCAACUGGUGGUUUGGACUAAUCGUAUUCCUCACCAUGUUUUUGUAUAUAGCUUCUACCAUUGCAAUUACUGAGUGGCGGACACAGUACCAGAGACGGAUGAAUUUGGCGGACAAUGAGCAACGUGCCCGCAGUGUUGACUCCCUGCUGAACUUCGAAACCGUAAAGUACUACGGGGCAGAGCACUACGAAGUAGACUGCUACAGGGAAGCCAUUCUGAAGUACCAAAAGGAGGAAUUCCUCUCCAUGCUGACACUGAAUAUGCUAAACACGGCCCAAAACAUAAUCCUGUGCCUGGGACUGCUGGCCGGAUCCCUGCUCUGUGUUUAUCUGGUGGUUCAUCAUCAAACACUGACUGUGGGUGACUUUGUUCUCUUCUCCACUUACCUCAUGGAGUUGUACAUGCCACUCAACUGGUUCGGCACUUACUACCGGGCCAUCCAGAAGAACUUUGUCGAUAUGGAGAACAUGUUUGACCUGCUACGCGAGGAGGAGGAGAUUGUCGAUGCGCCAGGAUCUUCCCCACUUCUGACCGCCGGUGGUUCCAUUGAGUUCUCCAAUGUGACCUUUGGAUACUCUCCAGAAAAAUUGGUGCUACGCAACGUGAGUUUUACAGUGCCCGCUGGGAAAACUGUGGCCAUUGUAGGACCCUCGGGAGCCGGCAAAAGCACCAUUAUGCGACUGCUAUUCCGAUUCUACGACGUCCAAACGGGAGCCAUUCUGAUUGAUGGCCAAAACAUAAAGUUGGUUCAACAGCAAAGCCUGCGACAGGCCAUCGGAGUCGUGCCACAGGAUACAGUUCUUUUCAACAAUACCAUCUUCUAUAAUAUCGAGUAUGCCAAACUGGGUGCCUCUGCGGAUGCAGUUUACGAAGCUGCCCGAGCUGCCGAUAUCCAUGAGAAGAUUCUCAGCUUCCCGGAUAGCUAUGAGACCAAGGUUGGAGAGCGGGGUCUGCGACUCAGUGGCGGAGAGAAACAAAGAGUGGCCAUCGCCCGGACCCUCCUGAAAGCCCCCAUUAUUGUGCUGCUCGACGAGGCCACUUCUGCUCUAGACACGCAUACGGAGCGGAAUAUACAGGCUGCCUUGGCCAGGGUUUGCGCCAAUCGUACCACAAUUAUAGUGGCCCACAGACUGUCUACCAUCAUCCACGCAGAUGAAAUUCUCGUGCUGAAAGAGGGCAACAUAGUUGAGAGAGGCCGACACGAUCAACUUGUGCUGCGGGAUGAUGGAGUCUAUGCGGACAUGUGGCAGCAGCAGCUCAAGAACUUGGACACGGAUCAGAGUGGCUCAGACAACGGCGAUACUGGCACGGAUUCGGGAUCGGAGAAACGCAGUGCCGGUGGUAAAGGACCAGGACCCGCAGCCGGACCAAGUGGUGCUGGAGUCGGUGGUGGUGGUGGUGCUCAUUUUAGGGCAGGACAUGCUCACGGAGGAGCGCGUUAGUCCUAAGACGGACAAACUCAAAGUACUUUUUGUUAUUCCUGUUUCCAUGUGAUUAAUGGUAUAUUGUUAUAGGUCUGAGCUGUUCGUCAAAGUCUAAGUUCGUCUUUAAGUAAUCUUAUACGCUACUCUUAUAUUAAAUAAACACUUAGAUUUUUAUAGACAAUCUGUGGGAGCGUAAGAGCAUUGCUUUUUAAGAAGUACAAAUAAAAAAUAAUAGCUAA